Molecule: messenger RNA, 931 nt
Organism: Manihot esculenta (cassava)
Lineage: Eukaryota; Viridiplantae; Streptophyta; Magnoliopsida; Malpighiales; Euphorbiaceae
Product: ethylene-responsive transcription factor 1B
Exons: 1
Coding region: 61-693 (210 amino acids)
Biological process (GO): regulation of DNA-templated transcription; ethylene-activated signaling pathway
Molecular function (GO): DNA-binding transcription factor activity; DNA binding
Source: RefSeq, a predicted model, not a curated record
UAUGCAUCUCUACAACACUCCAAAUAGUGACGCAGCAGCUCAAAACCAAACCAAUUUCACAUGGACUCCUCCAUCUUUCACUCUCCAAUUUCCGAUUUCUCGUCGGAAUCUUCCUUCGGAUCGCCUGAAUCUUUGUACAGCCAAUCCUUUAACCAAUAUCCUCUCCCCUUCAAUGAAAAUGAUUCGGAGGAAAUGCUUCUCUAUGGACUAAUCUCAGAGGCCACACAAGAAACAUCAAAGCUAGCUCUCUGCAAUCGAAUUAUAAAGGAAGAAGAGGUUAGUUCUGUAACCAAAGAAAAUCCCAAGAAAGAGACGAAGUCGUACAGAGGUGUGAGGAGGCGUCCAUGGGGGAAAUUCGCUGCGGAGAUAAGGGACUCUACUAGGCAUGGGAUAAGGGUAUGGUUAGGCACAUUUGAUAGUGCAGAGGCAGCUGCUCUGGCUUAUGACCAAGCUGCUUUUUCAAUGAGAGGAGCUGGGGCUAUACUCAAUUUCCCAGUUGAAAGAGUGAGGGAAUCACUCAAGGACAUGAAGUACAGCCAAGAAGAAGGGUGCUCACCUGUUGUUGCUCUCAAGAGGAAGCACUCCAUGAGAAGAAAAAUGGUGAGCAGAAACAAGAGAGAAAAUGUGGUGGUUUUGGAAGACUUAGGUGCUGAUUACUUGGAGGAGCUUCUGACUUCAUCUGAGAAUUGUUAGACCUUGCUGAACAAUCAAUUAAUAUUUUACUAUUGCAAUUUUUUUUUUCUCCUCCUUUCAGUGGUAGGAUUGAUUUUGAAUAUGGGUGGAUGGGUAUGAUCUUGAUAUCUUUCUUUUUUUCAUUUUAUCCUGUAAAGUUCAUAGGUGUUAAAGAUUGAAGGUAGCACUUAUCCUGUGUGGGUCUCAACCACACUAAACAAGUAUCAAUGAAAUGAUAUGACUAUUAUCUUUCCUAGUA